GCGCCACUCGCCUCCUCCUUCGCCUCCGUCGCCUCCCGCCGCGGAAUCCACCCUCCUCCCUCCCCUCCAGAUUCCCCCCAAUUCCUCCUCCCGUAUAUAAACGCCCGACCCCGACGUCGCACAAGACGACGAACCCCAGCCGCCUCCCACGCCAGCAACUCGCCUCCACCAUGCCGCUCCUCCUGUCGCCCCACGCCGCAGCGAGGAGCCCGAGUCUCCGCCACGCCCCGUGCGUCCUCUUACCCUCUCGCGUCCGUCCUCUCGGCGCUAAGCCCCGCGGUGUCGGCAAGGGGAGGGCCGCGGUGGUGUCGGAGAAGCUGGCGGCGGCGGUGGAGGGGGAGGGGAGGAGCGGCGACGGGGAGGGGGAGCGGUAUGACGCGAUAGUGGUCGGGUCGGGGAUCGGGGGCCUGGUGGCGGCGACGCAGCUGGCGGCGAAAGGCGCGCGGGUGCUGGUGCUCGAGAAGUACGUCAUCCCGGGGGGCAGCUCCGGGUACUACCGCCGCGACGGCUUCACCUUCGACGUCGGCUCCUCCGUCAUGUUCGGCUUCUCCGACAAGGGAAACUUAAAUUUGAUUACGCGAGCACUAGAAGCAGUUGGCUGUAAGAUGGAAGUCAUACCUGAUCCUUCUACGGUUCAUUUCCAUCUACCUGGUGAUCUCUCCGUUCUUGUGCAUAGAGAGUAUGACGACUUCGUCAAAGAGCUGGUUAGCAAAUUCCCUCAUGAAAAAGAAGGAAUCCUAAAAUUCUAUGGCACAUGUUGGAAGAUCUUCAAUUCAUUAAAUUCUUUGGAACUAAAGUCCCUGGAAGAACCACUAUACCUUUUCGGACAAUUUUUUAAGAAACCUCUGGAAUGCUUGACUCUUGCAUAUUAUCUGCCACAGAAUGCUGGGGAUAUUGCUCGCAAGUUCAUAAAAGAUCAGCAGUUACUAUCCUUCAUAGAUGCUGAGUGUUUUAUUGUGAGCACAGUCAAUGCCUUGCAAACACCCAUGAUCAACGCAAGCAUGGUCUUGUGCGAUAGGCACUUCGGGGGAAUUAACUAUCCAGUUGGUGGUGUUGGUGGUAUUGCGGUGUCCUUGGCUAAUGGCCUUGUUAACAUGGGCAGCGAAAUCCGUUACAAGGCGAAUGUGACCAAUGUUAUUCUUGAAAGCGGGAAAGCUGUUGGAGUGAGGUUAUCAAAUGGGAAGGAGUUAUUUGCUAGAACAGUGAUAUCCAAUGCCACGAGAUGGGACACAUUUGGAAAACUCGUGAAAGUUAAGGAGCUUCCGGAGGAGGAGAAAAACUUCCAGAAGAAUUAUGUUAAGGCACCGUCUUUCCUUUCCAUUCAUCUGGGUGUCAAAGCCUCAGCAUUACCCGCUGGUACUGAUUGCCACCAUUUUGUACUGGAGGAUAGCUGGUCUAACUUGGAGAAGCCUUAUGGAAGUAUAUUUUUAAGUAUCCCUACAGUUCUUGAUCCAUCACUGGCCCCUGACAGACAUCACAUACUUCAUAUAUUUACAACUGCAAGCAUAGAAGAUUGGGAGGGUCUUUCUAGGAAGGAUUAUGAGCAGAAAAAAGAGGUUGUGGCAAAUGAGAUUAUACGAAGGCUUGAAAAGAAACUGUUUCCUGGUCUUGAAGAUUCAAUCAUCCUCAAGGAGGUAGGAUCACCAAAAACUCACCGAAGAUUUCUUGCCCGGAGUGAUGGCACGUAUGGACCCAUGCCACGGGGUAAACCCAAGGGCUUGCUGGCAAUGCCUUUUAAUACUACUUCAAUAGAAGGACUUUACUGCGUUGGCGACAGUUGUUUUCCUGGGCAAGGUGUAAUUGCUGUGGCAUUUUCAGGGGUCAUGUGUGCUCAUCGAGUUGCAGCAGACAUAGGUCUGGAACAAAGGUCCCCUGUUCUAGAUACCGGCCUUCUCGGGGUCCUCAGAUGGUUGAGAACACUUGCAUAGAAUAGCACCGGACGUCGAAGAUUGAGAAUAGGUUUCAUGUCCACUCAGCAGAGGAUGGUAGCAGUCUGCAUGACUGAUUUUGUUGACACAUCCAUACAAUCGCAGCAGUCUUUGUGUAGCCAUUUCUCUUGCUGCCUGGUGUACAUGCGUAAAAUUGGUUUUCCAGUGGUGAUUCGUAAACCACAAAAUGACUGAGAAAGUAGGCUAAAUGUGACGAUUUCAGUCUAUAACUUGAGAGAACCAGAGAUCAUUUUUUUUGCGAGAACCAGAGAUCUGAAGCCAUAUCCCUGCACUGCAAGUGAUACUGUACAAAGAGUUGUACUCCCUCCGUCCAACAAAGGAUGUCUCAACUUUGACAAAAUUUGAAUGCAUCCUUUGUUGGACGGAGGAAGCACAUGUUGUAACGAUGUAAACUGGAUGAGUUCUAACUUUAUGAAUAUAAAAGAGCUUGUAUGUUUCA
Messenger RNA from Brachypodium distachyon (stiff brome), 2388 nucleotides. Its product is annotated as prolycopene isomerase, chloroplastic. The coding region runs from base 171 to 1928 and encodes 585 amino acids. The transcript has 13 exons. Gene Ontology annotation, biological process: carotenoid biosynthetic process. NCBI's taxonomy places the organism in Eukaryota, Viridiplantae, Streptophyta, Magnoliopsida, Poales, Poaceae. Gene Ontology annotation, molecular function: carotenoid isomerase activity; oxidoreductase activity. The record is from RefSeq and is a predicted model, not a curated record.